Sebastes umbrosus (honeycomb rockfish) is the source of this 6403-nucleotide messenger RNA. RefSeq names its product phosphatidylinositol-5-phosphate 4-kinase, type II, alpha a (gene pip4k2aa). Gene Ontology annotation, biological process: phosphatidylinositol metabolic process. Lineage: Eukaryota; Metazoa; Chordata; Actinopteri; Perciformes; Sebastidae. The record is from RefSeq and is a predicted model, not a curated record. Gene Ontology annotation, molecular function: phosphatidylinositol kinase activity. The transcript is spliced from 11 exons. Bases 829 to 2160 code for a protein of 443 amino acids.
CCUCCUCCGUCGAGCUGUCAGAUGACAGCAGCAACACAUGAACCUCAAUGCUGCAGACGAGAGUUGAUUCAUUAUUUUACGUUUAAAUAACCUGCUCCUCUGCGUUUUUAAUUCAAACAAGGGCACGGGCAUGACAGGAUAACACCCCCCCUGUCCCUGUCAUCUCCACACGGACUGACUGACCACUAAAGCGCGUAUAGGAGGAGGAGGAGGAGGAGGAAGAGCUGAGCUGCUUGUUAGCUUGUGUGUGCUAACUAUCUAGCUAAUGUUAGCUUGCAGGCUAAUGCUAGCUAGCUGGUGAACGGAGGUCGGGACGUUAGCUUAUGGUAGUAAAGAGCCUUUAGUUAAGUCAUGAAUGUGUCAUUUUAAUAAUUUGUUUACGGCUGCAUAAUAACUUGUUUUAAUACGUUUAUUAAUUGCAGCUGAAUUGGUUGCUAACGUGUUGCUAGGUAGCAGAUUUAUGCUAAGCUAAGCUAUGCUAACGCCAGCUCAGUGAGAGACCUCACAGACUAGUCUAAGGAAGGAAGAGAGAGGGUGACUUAUGAUGUGGGCUGAGGGAAGCAGGCGAAGGAGAGCAGCAGUAUUAGAUUAAACACAUCGGAUUGUCCUCAUUUUUAUUCCUUUUUUGUCGAAGUAAAAGGCCAAUAGUGUCAGUAAAGCUGUGUGGAGACUGUUGGAUGAAGACUUUGAUUUUUGCGAGCUGGCUAAAUGAAUAGUAUUUGGUAUCACUGAGUCGUGAGCUAGUAGUGGCCACUGUGCCAGCUUCAAAAGGGAAGAAGACACUGUCAAGAUCAUCAGCACAGACUGUAAUAACUAAGCCUUUAAAAGAUGGCUUCGGCGAGCAGCAUUGCCGCAGCAAUUGCGAGCAAAACGAAGACCAAGAAGAAACACUUCGUCGCCCAGAAAGUGAAGCUCUUCCGUGCCAGCGACCCUCUGCUCAGCGUGCUGAUGUGGGGAGUCAACCAUUCGAUAAACGAGUUAAGCCAUGUUCAGAUUCCCAUCAUGCUCAUGCCAGAUGACUUCAAGGCCUAUUCUAAGAUCAAAGUGGACAACCACCUCUUCAACAAGGAGAACAUGCCCAGCCAUUUCAAGUUCAAGGAGUACUGCCCUCUGGUGUUUCGAAACCUCAGAGAGAGGUUUGGCAUCGAUGAUCAGGACUUCUUGAACUCCCUGACACGCAGUGCUCCCUUGAACAGUGAGGCCCAGGGACGGAGCGGGGCCCGCUUCCAUACCUCUUAUGACAAACGCUACGUCAUCAAGACCAUCAGCAGCGAGGAUGUGGCAGAGAUGCACAAUAUUCUAAAGAAAUAUCAUCAGUUCAUCGUGGAGUGCCAUGGUAACACACUGCUGCCUCAGUUUCUGGGGAUUUACCGGCUCACCGUGGACGGAGAUGAGACCUACAUGAUUGUUACACGCAAUGUCUUCUCCCACCGCCUUUCCGUCUUCAAAAAAUAUGAUCUCAAGGGUUCCACUGUGGCGAGAGAGGCCAGCGACAAGGAGAAGCAGCCGCCCCAACCAGAGGAUGUGCCCCCGCGGCCCAAAUCUGGUAACGUUCAGCAAAGGCUGCAAACACUGCGGAUUGCCACGCGCUUUUACUGCGCCAUGAAACACGUAAGAGAUGCCAAGGAGCUGCCCACCUACAAGGACAAUGACUUCAUCAAUGACGGGCAGAAGAUCAACAUCGACGGGGAGAACAAGAAAAUGUUCCUGGAGAAGCUUAGGAAAGAUGUGGAGUUCCUGGCCCAGCUGAAGCUCAUGGACUACAGUCUGCUGGUGGGGAUCCACGAUGUGGAGCGAGCCGAGCAGGAAGACGUGGAGAGCGAGGACAACGAUGCCGAGGAGGAGGGCGAGAGUGACGGAGGGGGCAUUGGAACGCCCCCAGACAGUCCCAGCAACACGCUGGAUAGCAACAAGCCUCUGUCACCUGGAGAGUUUGACCCCGCCAUUGACGUCUAUGCCAUCAAAAGCCAUGAUAGUGCUCCCAGGAAGGAGGUUUACUUCAUGGCUGUCAUAGACAUCCUGCAGCAUUACGAUGCCAAGAAGAAAGCUGCUCACGCCGCCAAGACUGUCAAACAUGGGGCCGGAGCGGAGAUCUCCACGGUGAACCCAGAGCAGUACUCCAAGAGGUUUUACGAUUUCAUCACCACUAUCCUGUCAUAGCCUCCAGGAGCGACAAGGAGCACAGAGGCACAUGGGAAAAGGGAGGGCAAGCGGGGAGCAGGGCGGGGAAGAGCAGUGACGGAGAGAAAAAAACCAUCGAGAGGCUGAAUUAAUAAGGUGCUGUGAUGGCUUUGUAUCACUCUCCCUCAUGCAUUCUCCUCCCUCCCUGUUUGCUUCUCUCUCUUUCAGUGGCGUGCCACGCUCUGCAGCUAAAAAAAAAAAACAUCAUUCGUUUACAUUUAACCUCUCCUCUGUUGACUUUUGUUCAUGUGUUACUUUGAGGGUGUUGAAAGCAAGCGUCCAGGUCAUUACGUUUUGUUUUUUUUACAUAAUUUGUUUUUGUCUGUUUGGUUGUUUAUGUGGAAAUAUGGCUUUUUUUAUUGCCUCUAAUACAUCCAGCACCCUGCAUUUUUUUUUUUUUUUUGAUGCUCGUAUUUGUCUUCCCCUUGUGAUGUUUAGGGGGAAGGUAUGAUGUGUAUAGUGUGAGGUCAAGGGAAGUGCAGAGGUCAGAUUACGGCACAAGGUGAGGCCCCUCUUGCAAAAAGAAUGCUUAAGCGGGAUGUAACGAGGAAGUUCGCGUUGAGCCUCGCCUAAUGCAAUUGCUUAAUUUCAGGAAGUGGGAAGCAGUCUUCCAAUAGGCCAACAGCCAGACCACCCCCCACCCAAAUGCUAUACAAGUACUCAGCCAAACAAAUCUUCCCAUGUGGAUUCCUCCUUCAUCAUGCCACCCGUUCCUUCGUGUACACUUGAUGAAUUGAGCUUCUGGGUUAUCCUCUUGCCACACACACCCACAACUUCUCAUUAGCUGUGACGCUUGUUUUCCGGCACUAGUUGCACCACAGUGGUUGUCCUUUUUUGCUUUUGUUGUGAUGCACAGGGAUUAAGAAUGAUUAAGGGAAGGAUGUGUACCUUGAAAUGAGUUAGUAGAGGGAUUUGAGCACACAGUAAGUGUUGUUUACUUGCGUUCCCUCUGAACACGUUGGGCAUUGUUAAAGUAGGUAGGCCUGGUUUCUGUUCCUGUGGCAGGGAAUGACCCAGAAGUCGCGUGUGGCUGUAGUGAUUAAGAGUAAAUCACUCCUUGUUCUAUAUCCUCAUAUAUGGUGUCGGAUUGAAACAUUAACAGCCCUUACCUUUCUGUUGCCAUCAGCACCUUAUGAGUAAAUCAAAAAUGUUGCACUUUUAUUUGUUAUUAGAGGUUAGGAGCUCUUGUUCUGUUACAUGCGCUGCAACAAAGAGAAAAAAUGAACUCAGCUCUCUUAGAAUUGAAUAUUUAGGGGCCUGAUCUCAUAUCCCAUCUCCUCUGCAAUUUCUCACCUAUGGGUGCUUCUUACUGUAGGGAUUGGUCGGGAAGACUUUACUGCAAUAUUAGACGGGGAAGUGGACGAGUUCUGUUUACGGGGCUUUUGUAAAUUACCUUUCCAAUCCUUUUUUUUAGAAGUGCUCUGUGGUGUUGGGGAGGUGGGUUUUGGGAUCAGGCGACAAGUGUGACUGUGCGUUCAGGGCAGGCAGAAAAAAACUGUUUACCUCCAGCAUCGUACCAGCACACACUCAAUGAUGGCGAGCGAUGUGUGUGUGUGUCAGUGUUCAAAAGUUGUAAAGGGGAAGGGGGGAGGUUGGGAAGCUGCAGAUGUAAAGAUACGCGUUAAAGUCAUUAACACCAACAGCAUCGUCCUCUUCUCUAACCUCGGCUGUGAGUCUGUUAUUCAUCGUUGUUAAGUGUUGUUGUUGUUGACAUUUUUAAAGGUGGUUUAUCUGUGUUUGAAUUUGGCGGUUUUAUGAAUUGAUGUGGUAAUAAUUUUUUCGUUUCUGUUUUUGAGGUUAUUUUUUGUAUAUUUUGCACAAGAGGAAAGGAACCAAAUGUUACGAAAUACGAUCCCAAUUAGUUGAUAACGGUCUUAACAAGGGAAAUGCAAUAUACUUGUGUGUAAGUGAGAAAAGUUGUUGUGCGUGUGACGUUGUGUAUCACUUCUGGAUAACCAACUAAAACAAGUAAAGUCGUCCUCCUUGACUAUUGUAACCCAUGCAAAAAGCUUCCAUCACGAUAUGUUUGUUUAGAUAUCAUAGAUUAUAUUCACAUUUAUAUUUUUACAUUGGAUUUUAGUCAUGAAAUAUAGUUGUAUUUAAAAUUAAAAAAAAAAAAAAAAAAAAAGGAGCCACCCUUGGGAAUGAAUGAUGGUGCUGUGGUAAAUGAAGAAUGAAACUGCUUGAAUUUAUACUUACUAUAGAUGUACUUUAAAAGAAAAAGUCAUUAAAAAAAAAUUGCAUGUCACAGGACUAAGUUUCCUUUUCCCUCUCUAGUCUGUGUUGUUGGCUGUUCAGGUUCUCUUCGUGUCCCUACACUUUAACCAGAUUUGUUAGCUGUUCAGCGUAAAAAUAGUCCCUACCAUGCUUUAAAUAACUGUUUUUCAUUGUAUACACUGUGCAAGAUGUGUGCCUUUAUACUCCAAAAUUAUUUAAUUUUAUAUUUUGUAAUCUUUUUUUAAAACAAAAGGUAAAAGGUUAUUUUAAUAAUAGGGUGUUUACUUUGACAUGCAUUAUUUCCAACUUUAUUUUCAACCCCUCCCCCCCACCCCCUCAUGUUCAUCCACUCCAACGCCUCCAUAUUUAGAUUUGUCACGUGAGUUAAACAAAACCAUUCGAGUGAUUUGUGUUUUAAAAACCGACACAAAAACGUGAAUAGCUGUCUUACAUUCUGAAUAUGGUGGAUCGGUUUGGAUUCUGUAAAUUCAAAUCUGUCAUUGUGAUUAUUCGGUGUGGGCAAGCGUCCCUUUCCUCCUCCUCCUCAGAGCGAGGGGUGGCGUCUGCUUGAUAUUAACCCCUUGUCCGUUCACGCUGGUCCUGCCUUUAUAAAGAACGUGCGUGCGUGCGUGAGUGCAUUGUGGAAUGUGAUUGUGUUUUGUCGUGCUCGUCCUCGCUAACUGACGGCUGGCUUCACCUCAGGAGUCUGUCAGCAUCACGUUUACCUUUCUAACCACAGAUUUCAGGAAUGUGUUUUUUUUUUGUUUUUUUUUUCAUGAAGUGUUUGUCCGAUAUUUCACUUUACCGUCUACGUACAGACUCCCACUCAUUUCUUUAGAACAGGUUUGUGUUCUCUCGCGUUUCGUGUAACCCCGGAUCACCUGUUUGUUAUUAGGGAGGUCAUCAGCUGAUAGUUCAUCCUGAGUCAGUGGUUAAUUGAUAUUUCAGUGUUCUUUCACUAUUAAUGGGCUGUUUUAUUUCUAUUGUCACGUAGCUCAUACUGUACAUAGGUUGUGUCAUAAAGAAAAACAGGGAAUGAGGGAACACAAUCAUCUUCUAGUCUGCUUUGCUCUGUAUGGCCCUGGAGGCUUCCCUGUAGUCAGACAUAAGCAAGUAGAAAACAGCACUGCAUGCUGGGAGAGUGAUUUUUUUUUUGUUUUUGGGAAUAUUAACUCUGGAUCUUUGAUGAUGCCAGACUUUAACAAAUGCAAAUUAAAGACGAUAAUAACACACGCACCCUGCUGCUGUACCUUGAAAUUAAUAAAUCCUCGCUUUUGUGACUUUAUCUCACGAAUGAGCUCCUUCACCCAUUAACCCCCAGUCAACCUGCUGCCACGUUAACUUGCCAAAAGCAUCUUUUAGCAGUCAGAACUACCCCACAUGAGCUUGAAGAACAUUGUGUAUAGUGUAAUGUGUCUGUUUGUUUGAACUGAAUAUUUUUUUUUUUCUUUUUCUUUUUUUUUUUUUACAUGCACUGGGAGAUGGAGCGAGGUGUGCAUCGCUGAUAUGUGUACAUUGUCCAAAGUUAUGAGAAACAAAACCCCUGUGUUCAUGUGGUUUAUCAAGUGUUAAGGGAAAAAAAUUUGAUUACAAAAAACAGUGGAGGCCAGGCGAGAUCUGCAGAGAUGGAAAGAUUUCCUUUUGGGCUUCAAGAUUUAAAAAAAAAAAAUCACAACAUCUUUGUGAAGAAAAAUAUCAUUUUGAAAUUGAAUCCUUUGAAUUUGCAUGUGCAAGUCCAAAAAUGCCCUCCUGCAAUUAAGCUUUGGCCUCACAACAGUCCCAAGUACUUUUAGACUACAUCUAAAAGACUUAACUGUGUGUAUGUGUGAGUGUGUGUUUAUUGCUGUCUGACAAUGGUUUGGUGAGAGUUCCCUUUCAGUGGCAGAGAGGCCAAAAUGAUGAUGUAUGUUUAUUGUUCUUCACAUUUAAUGGUGAUGAUAAUAAUACACUCCAUUCCAUAAGCGUUCACUCAAACCAAUUAAAGCACUUGUUCUGCUUAACUCUA